Monoraphidium neglectum is the source of this 471-nucleotide messenger RNA. RefSeq lists its product as hypothetical. The transcript has a single exon. The record is from RefSeq and is a predicted model, not a curated record. Lineage: Eukaryota; Viridiplantae; Chlorophyta; Chlorophyceae; Sphaeropleales; Selenastraceae. Bases 1 to 471 code for a protein of 156 amino acids.
AUGACCACCUGCCCCAGCUCAGCGGAGUCUGUGCAGCAGCCAGCCGAUGUGGCGGCCGCGCAGCAGCAGUGGAUGCUGAUGCAGCAGCAGUGGGCGGCGCAGAUGAUGCCGGGCGGCUAUGCCGCGCCGCCGUGGGGCCACAGCGGCGUGUGCGGGGCCCCGCAGCCGCCCGCCUGCGCGUCAUGCUCUGGCUGCAGCGGCGGCUGGCCCGCGCCGGGCGGCGGCAACCAGCAGCAGCAGCAGCAGUGCCAGGCUCACGACCAGCCAGCCGUCGGCUGGCCGGGCCCGCCGCCCGGCGGCGACGCGGCCGCCGCCGCCGCUUUUGCGUCAUACCAGCAGCAGGCCAUGUGGCAGCAGGCGGCCAUGUGGCGCCAGAUGUGGCAGCAGCACCAGCAGCAGCAGCAGGGCGUCGUCAUCGGCGUGCCCGUUGAAGAGAUAUAUGGCGGCGCGGAGCAGGGGCAGCAGGCCUGA